Danio aesculapii is the source of this 1268-nucleotide messenger RNA. RefSeq names its product nerve growth factor a (beta polypeptide) (gene ngfa). Gene Ontology annotation, molecular function: growth factor activity; nerve growth factor receptor binding. Gene Ontology annotation, biological process: nerve growth factor signaling pathway; neuron projection morphogenesis; memory. The record is from RefSeq and is a predicted model, not a curated record. Lineage: Eukaryota; Metazoa; Chordata; Actinopteri; Cypriniformes; Danionidae. The transcript is spliced from 3 exons. Bases 338 to 1039 code for a protein of 233 amino acids.
AGUUGUGGGACUCCAACUUUCAGAACAAUCAAUCUCCCUUAAGAGAGAGUGGGAGAAAGGCUGGAGUGGAUGGCAUAGGACCUGGAUACUCACAAUUUGCCACAUUGAAAAGCACCAGACUUUGGGGAUAAUCCUGUGGAAAGUUUGAGAGCUGGAAUACAACCAACUUGAGGUUUUGACAUCUGACAACUUUAGAAGGGAGCUGCUGUGAGAAAAGAACAGACACACAGGCCAGUCCAGAUGGCAGGGGCUUGGGGGUCAGCCUGCACUGGACUCUGCCUCUAGCAGCCCACUGGGCCCUCACUUCAACUCUGAACAUUUCACAGGACGAGUGCCCAUGAGGUCGUUGACGCUGGUCCUGCUCAUCCUAAUCAGCAUUCAGGCUGCACUCGUUAUGGGAGGCCACACCCAGGCACAGGCGUCAACCAAUCAGCACGCAGCAACACAACACUCACCCAGGCUUUACAGCCAAUUAAAAGAGGACUUGCAUUAUGAUAAAUUAAUUCCCACCCUAGACCCCAAACUCUUCAACAAGCGCCGCUACCGCUCACCUCGUGUAGCGUUUAGUGAUGUGAUCGCUACUGAAAAAGAAAUGGUAACCCCCAGGCGUCCACGCAUCCGACGAAAGGCAAACGACUUCCUGCAUCGUGGUGAGUACUCGGUGUGUGACAGCGAAGAGCACUGGGUUGGCAACUUGACCCAUGCCACUGACUUAGGGGGCAAUGAAGUCAUGGUACUACCACACGUUCGCAUCAAUAACGUUGUAAAGAAGCAGCUCUUCUACGAGACCACGUGUCGUGUCAAGAAACCUAUCGGCAACCCUAAGCCAGGUCAAGGAGCAAAUGGUGUUAAAGCAGGAACCUCUAGCUGUCGUGGCAUUGACAGCAAGCACUGGAACUCUUAUUGCACCAACACACACACCUAUGUGCGGGCACUAACAUCCUACAAAAACCAGAUCGCCUGGAGGUUCAUCCGAAUCAAUGCUGCAUGCGUCUGUGUGCUCAGCCGUAACUCCUGGAGGCAUGGACUGACGUAUUGACUGUUAUCUCAGCAAUCCAAUGCAGCCUCCUGUUAUAAGCCCCUCUCACCCAUCAUUAUUAUCAUCUGUACUGCCAAUGCAACUAGUCCCCACCCCUUUCCUGUACUCUUUAUGACAUCGCAACCUAAAACCUUCCUACCCUACCUCACUUUGUAAAUUAUUGGUCAUUUUAAGUUAUGAGGACUGCAUGACAUAUUUAUAUAGUUUAUAUAAUCAGAAUAUAAAUAAU